Dendronephthya gigantea is the source of this 8563-nucleotide messenger RNA. RefSeq lists its product as uncharacterized. Gene Ontology annotation, molecular function: ubiquitin-protein transferase activity; ATP hydrolysis activity. The record is from RefSeq and is a predicted model, not a curated record. NCBI's taxonomy places the organism in Eukaryota, Metazoa, Cnidaria, Anthozoa, Malacalcyonacea, Nephtheidae. The coding region runs from base 885 to 7988 and encodes 2367 amino acids. The transcript has 2 exons.
CCAGAUAACAUGUUGAAGAUGAUCUUGAUAAUACUCCGAGUGAGAGCUAAUGUUCCUAUUAUAAUCAUGGGAGAAACUGGAUGUGGAAAGACGAGUUUGGUGGAAUACUUAGCAGAAACCUGUGAAAUUCCGUUCAAAAUAUAUAACAUCCACGCUGGACGUUCUGAAGAUGAAAUCAAGAAUUUUGUUGAAGAGCAAAACAAUGAAGCCCGAAAAGCCAAGGGACAAAGAUGGGUUUUUCUUGACGAAAUUAAUACUUGCCAUCACCUUGGAAUGAUAAAUGAAAUCAUGUGUCACCAUACCUUGCAAGGUCAACCAUUAUCUAAGAAGCUUGUUCUGUUAGCGGCAUGUAAUCCUUACAAGUUGCGUCCAGAAGAGAAUGCAACCACCGCAGGUCUUGAAGGCAAGAAUGUAACUGACGAAUAUUCUGAGCUUGUCUAUCGAGUACAUCAAUUACCAGAAGCCAUGGUGGAUUAUGUUUGGGACUAUGGUUCUUUGACACCCCAAGAUGAGAAAAAAUACAUCGAAAGAAUGGUACAAAAGCUUCCUUCUGAUUGCCAACGUGUUUUAGUCGACCUUCUCGCCGAGUCUCAAGCUUUCAUUCGCGAAGCUGAGAGGAACCAUUUUUGUGUGAGUUUGCGUGAUGUUCGCCGAUGCAUUGUUCUGGUUGAAUGGUUUAUGAAGACGAUUGGAAAACGAGCAAAAGUGAUGAAUGGGAGACCGAAUGAAACAAGGUCAGUUCCUGUGCAUCUUAAGAAAUAUAAAGACCUGACACAAAAAGAUACAAUGGAAAACCUGAAUUCAAAAGCAUUGUUCUCGCUUUGGCACAUUGCUAUUUAUCAAGAUUACAAACUGAAGAACUGCGUGAGGAAUACAUAAAGAAAAUGGCGCAACAAUUUCCAUUAGUUGCAAAUGAAGAUGAAUUUUCAGCGAUUAUCCGCAUGGAACAAGAAGAUUACCUUGAUCGAAUGGAACUCCCUCCAGGAACAGCAAGAAACGCUGCUCUACGGGAGAAUGUUUUUGUCAUGCUAGUAUCCAUUCUUAACCGUAUACCUGUUUUCGUGGUGGGAAAGCCAGGUUGCAGUAAAUCAUUGGCAAUUCAACUAAUCAAAAGCAAUCUUCGCGGUGAGGAUUCGAUAGAUCCAUUUUUCAAAACGCUUCCGCAUCUCUACGUUGUUUCUUAUCAAGGUUCUGAAUCUUCCACAUCCGAAGGAAUAGAAGAAAUUUUUGAAAAAGCAUCAAAUUACAAAAAUCAAGACGCGAAUGUGUUGCCGGUUGUUCUUCUCGAUGAAGUUGGCUUGGCAGAGAAUUCUUCAAACAAUCCUCUCAAAGUUCUGCACAGUAUUUUAGAACCAGGGAAAGGCGAAUUACCACAAGUUGCAGUUGUUGGUAUUUCAAAUUGGGCGUUGGAUGCCGCUAAAAUGAACAGAGCAAUUCAUUUGUCACGACCAGAACCCACAGUUAAGGAUCUUGAAGAGACAGCAAUCUCUCUUUAUCAUGCGGACGGUGAACGACAAGUGGAUGCAACCACCAGAAACGUGUUAGCUAACAUCGCUGAUGCUUAUCAUGAGUACCAGUCUGAACAAGGACACCGCAAUUUCCAUGGUCUUCGUGAUUAUUAUUCUCUUGUUAAAAGCCUUCGCAAUGGCACUUUUGAUGAUUAUAAAAUUAACAUAGCUUUACAACGAAAUUUUGGAGGCAUUCCAGUCGAAUCAAGCAAAAUUCAAGAGAUCUUCAUGGAUAAAUUUCUUGUAGGUGAGAAAUAUGUUAGAAUUCCAGUCGCUACACUUAUUCAAGAGAAUCUUGACGACCUAAAAGCUCGCCAUUUGAUGCUCAUAACAAAUGGAGAUUCAGCUAUUGGCAUACUCAAGCAGAACUUUUCACAGUCGGAAAAGGAAACCAUCACGAUCUUCGGCAGUCGUUUUGAGGAAGAUAUGUCAGAUGACUACAAUUACAGAAUGUUAAGUCGCAUUAUUCUUUGUAUGGAGCGCGAGUGUAUCCUGAUAUUGCGUGAUCUUGAAUGUAUCUAUGGAAGUCUGUAUGAUAUGUUAAAUCAGAAUUACUCUGUGGUUGGGAAGAGAAAGAACUGUCGAGUGGCUCUUGGCGCCAACAGCAACCCAAUGUGUUAUGUUAACGACGGAUUUCGCUGCAUUGUUCUUGUUGACCAUGACAAAGUCGAUUUUUCUGAUCCGCCAUUCCUCAACAGAUUUGAAAAGCAGUUACUUCGUUUCUCUGACGUGCUAAAUGAAGACCAACAAGAAAUUAUUGAAGAGUUAGAAUCAUGGGUUGAACAAAUGUCAUGUGUUGAAGAUUUAGACGAGCAAUUUAAAAAAUCUGAUAUGUUCAUGGGUUUUCACGAAGACACACUUCCAUCACUCGUUCUGUUACAUAGCAAAGAUACAGAUGACUGUGGAGUGAUUUUAAAGAAGUGCAAAGAUGAUUUGAUGUGGAUUGCAACGACUGAUGGAGUUCUAAGGGCACAAAAAUGCGAAUUCAUGCAGGAAAAUCCACAAGAAUUAAAAAUGCUGGUUGAAGAUUACUUUGAGAAGCCAAUUCAUCAUGGACUGUCAUCGUUUAUUGAGUGUGUUGUGCGCGACCAACAGUUAACAUAUACUAGAGAAAGUGAAUUUGGAUCAAAAACUGUUGUAAUGACGUACGCCACUGUUCAUUCCGACAUAUCUAAAUAUCUUGAUCCUACCAUUGCAACGUAUCAGCUUGAAAGACUUGGUUCUUAUAAGUCAGAGAAGCAGUUGGAAGAUAGAAUUCAUAAUUUCUUCUCCUCAGAUAAAGAUUUGCUUGUUUUUCAAUGUAAACCGGAGUUGGAUGAUAAACACAUGCUACUUGCUCGAUCAAUUAUCGAAGAUAAAAGAAAAUCUUACGUGGAGGAGUAUCAAGAAUCGAAUUCAAUGAAACGAAGGAAACAUGUUUGUAUCAUUGUUCAUGUACGUCGGGUAGUGAGAGAAGAAACAACAGGCUGGCAAUUCAAUUUUCUCAGCGGCUGGAAGCAAGUCUUUCUUGAUGCUCUUGACGUCCCAUCGAUUGGAGUGAGCGAAAUGCGAAAUGAAAGUAUCGAAAAUCUCUUCUCCUCGUCAGUUUGGUCAUUUCAGGGAUUUGCUGCAAAGUGCAUCCUGUGGUGUUUUAACUGCAUAAAGUACUCCCAAAGCGAGAGGCGACGUGAAACUAUCCUGAAAAUUGCAAAGAACCUCUUUGCGUCUGAGAAAGUCACCACAGCUAUUCAGAAGCUUGUUCUGCGAAAUGUCGACUCGAUUGAUGAUGAUACGUUUGAGGAGACAUGGCAGGUAAAAGUUGCUUGCGAUAUUGAACUUCUUCUCAAUUCCUCCACCGUUUCCUCGGCAAUGGAACAAUAUCUUUCCUUUUUAAUUCGUCAACCACUAGCUAAGAUAGUUUACUUCCUGGAAAGAGAAAAUGCUUGGCCACCUCACGUCCUCUCAACUCAUGAAGACACCAUCGACUACGAAGACAUCUGGUGUGAUUUAUUACUAAAUAGCACAAUUCUUAACAUCGUCGAAAUCCCAGAAUCGCACGGGGCCGAAACAUAUUUUGUUGAUGGAGUACAUCUAAAUCUGAGAGUACCAUUCAGUCAAGUGAUCUUCCACGAUGCCGACUCCGCCAGAGGUCCGAUUAUGAAAGAAUAUGCCAAAGCAAUGAGAAAUGAAUCAAAUUUCGACGACAGUGAUAGAUUGAAAGCAGAUGCGCGGUUGGAACAUCUUCGUCAAUAUUCCAAGAUUCUUAGAAAGUUGGCACCAUGCAUACACGUGGUUUCAAAAAAUUGUAUGAGCUCGUACAUGGCUGACGUAUUUGAAUUAUUAUCUGCAGAUUUCUACAGCAAGAUUAAUAGUCAACAAUGCAUAUCAUUCUGCAUGUGUGCCUUUUUAUCAUUCGCUAAACAGUGGUUACCAAUUGAAGACAACGAUCCACAUCAAUUUUAUGCUUUACUCCACUUGUUUGCAUGGACCUCAAGUGAUGAAAUAAACUGUCUUCUCGAACUAGUAGACUCAUGCUGCCAAGAACUCAUGCAACCUAAAUACUUAGAGAAAAUGACAAGAGAAUUCUUUUUAGAAAACCAUCAUGUUUUACCCUUUUCUGAGACAGACCCAAUUGAUGAAAGGUUUGAUGUCUUAAGAACUAAGACCAAGUCUUCAGGAAGAGAAUAUAAAGACAGAGAAAGCAACGAUUAUGACUCCAGUGACAGUGACUCCAGUGAUAGCGAUGAUAGCGACUCCAGUGAUAGUGAUGAUAGCGAAGAUGAAGAAGAUGAUGAUGAUGAAGAGGAAGAAGACUGCUUUGAAGAUAUUUUGGUGACCGAAAUUUGUGAAAAACUGUUCCCUUCAAAAAGGACGGUGGAAAAGAACGGUGGACUGGAUUUAUGGAUAGAAAAUUCUUCGCAUUUACUUUCGUUGGCAUCAAAAGUCAGCAACGAAACUCCUCCGGCAUACCAUUUUCUACGUUUAUGUGUUGACUACGCCGAGAUGGUUGUUCAGGAAAGUGGAAAGUGCGAGGAUUAUCUAUACGUUCUAAACACAAUAGGCAGGGAACUUGAACCAGAAUAUCUUGACGAUGAAAGUUCAUUCCAGAAAAUAAAGGAAAAGGUUAUUGAUCCUGUUGAGAAUUAUUUGAUGGGCGAAGAAGAAAAUCAUGCUAUAUUACAAAUAUUCCUAGCUCAGUUUUACAAUCGUUUUCCAGAAGCAAAUGCAGAAACAAAGUCAGCCCGUGCAAUAAUUGAACAUGUCUUGUCACUGCGUGGCGAAGAAGUAUUGAUUAUGACAUCAGUUAUCUAUCGAUUGUUGUUCGCUGAGGAAGACCGUUCAUCGGGUAUUUUUAUUGAUAUCAUUCUUGAUCAGAAGGUAGGAGAGAAGCAAUCAAAUCUAAAAGAUAUCGACGAGGUUUUCAAGGAACGCUUUGCAGUUGGGCAAAUUCACCAUGAUUCUUAUCCAGCAGUCAUGAUAUGCGAUUUAAUACACUUCAUUCAGAACUUUGAUAAGUAUUUCAACAUUAAACAGUUAGCAAGUUCCGACAGCAAGCUACUAAGGUGUUUUCGUUCUGCCACAAACUUUGUGACCGGUAGUGAUGAUAACAUUGGCCUAGUCCUUCUUUCAUCCGUCGCAUUUCUUCGAGCAUUUUACUCGAUGUUAUCAAAAAAUCGAUCCAUCUUGACAGGGGAAACUCCAUAUUCUCACGUUAUGAAUGAGAUAAACUCUCUCCUAGCAGGCGGUGGGGCAAGAAGAUCAUCUCUUCAAAUAUUCUUCCUCAAACAACUUUACCGUGACAAUAUGACGAUGUUUGAUCUUCGCAAGUUGUGUUUUGAAAGUGUUAAUCUCCCUGUGAUUAGGAAUCAAAUGGAGCAAUGCAAGAUCGUCAACAAGGUCGAACUUGUCUCAGUUUUCCGACUAGACGAAUAUGAAGAAGUGAAAGCUGCAUUUUCUCUACUAACUCAGAAAAACGAAGAAGAAAUGUCCAAUGUCAUGAAAAAAUGUGAGAAAUCCGCAAACCAUCGCUUAGCGUUAUUGGGAAUCCUGAUAAAUGAGUUUUUCGUCAAAAAAGCUGUUGGUAAUCUCAGUGACAAAGAAGAACACUUGGCAAAUUGGUUUAGGAAAAAUUCCAAAGAUCUUCCGUCUGUAAUGAAGGAACUUCUUGUCAGAAUAGUUGGUCACAAAAGUUUCAGACACCAGGGCUUACAGAUUUCGCUUGAAUCUUCGACUUAUGAAAUUGAUAUAGCGUUGUUAAUACUUCAUGUUUCAUGUGUUGUAGCGAGUCAUGACGAGGGUGAGAAUUCUCCACUGGUCCAAUAUUUUUCCAACCCAAAGAAUUGUCAUGUUCUCGCGCAAGGUGAAGAUAGAAAACGUCGUGUGUUCCAACAAUUUACGUUAUGCAACGAAUCCACAGAGUCGAAAGAAUGGGAAGAAUGCACGGUUAAUAUGAGUGCUUCUGUGUAUCGUGCAUUGGAUAUGAUCGUUUAUGCGUGUUUUUAUGCUGGAAUAGCAACCGGAAUUUCAUCCAGUGAAGACGUGCUUCCUUUAUUACCAGCAAAUAAACAAGGAUCCCCCUCAAGAGCGACAUGUAAAGAUUCAGCAGAUUUCUGCUUCAAUCGUGUCAAAGACGAUCUGCGAUGCUUACAGACGAUCCUUUCCUGUGAUAGUCGCACUGCAGUUGACGUCAUGCAUCUUGUUGUCGAGGAAUGUACGGAGCUUAUUCGAGGGAAGACUUCCAGUGAUGGUAAUUUUGGCACGCGUAGAGAAUGCAUAGAGUGGGAAAACAGAUUUACAAAUGUAGCUGAAGAAAUUCUGCCAAAAGCCCUUGGAUCUGCAAGACAACUUAAAGAAACUAGAAUGGAUUUCGAAGGGGAAAAACGUUCUUUGAUAGAAAAACAAAUCAUGGAACUCGAUGAAUAUCCGUCUGAUCACGAGCAACAAAAUGAAGAAUUGAAAAGGUUAUUUCGUGUAACCAAACAACCAUCAUUUACGGAAUUGCGAUCUAUAUAUCUUAACCGUUUCAACGAUUUCCAAGAGCACAGAGUCUUGGCAGUAUUGCUUUCGAAGUUUCACGAGCUGCCAUAUCUUGCUUGUUUAUAUCCACUCAUAAGAUGGAGUCGUUUGGUCUCUUCAAAACUGACGAACCGAAUCAGCAGAAAGGAAGCGCAAUCUAAAGUCAUAUAUGAUUUUAUCGAUGGUCGUCUCUUGCGGCAGGAGGAAAGUAACGAUGAGGGAACUGAACUUAGAGAAAUAUUCAACGACUUCAAAGUGGCUUGGAACAAAGUGCGAGAAUUUGUUAAUCAGAAUAUUGAUCCUGACCAGGAAGAGAUGCCAUAUUUAACGGAGGAAAGCUACAUAGGCUACUGCCUGACAGAAGGUGACUUUAGUAUCUAUCUACAAACAGCAAUCAAGAUCCUUCAAUCAAUCCAGAACAACAUUUUAGAUGAGAUAACUCUUGCAUCAGCACGUACUAGACAUGCUGCUCGGCUUCGUUUGCUCAAAAAGAACAAAAACCGUAACGCAAUUACGUCCGUCUCUCUUCAAGAAGCAAAAGAAAAAGAUAUCAUCAAGUUUAAUUGGUCAGAUGAAUUCCUCAAGUAUGUACAAGAUCCGAACUAUGGCUUAGGUGAAGAUACUGAUUAUGAUUUUGAUAAAAUUGAAGAGGAACUAGUGAUUGAGAUUGUGGCAGGAAAAUGCCAUCUUACAGAAUCUGUGAACACUUUUAUAUUCGCCAAGGAACUUUUCCAUUCCAGUGCUAAAGUUUUAACGAAAAUUCGUGAAUUUUGUCCGCAAAGUCAGUCACUACCAGAAGAAAUUUGCCAAGGAUUGAAUAGCCUGAAAGAAAGCAGAAAGCAAGAUGCACGGACUCUUCUUCAACAUAUCGAGAUUGUCAUUUAUCUACUAAAUAUUGAAUCAAUUCCUGCUGAUGAUAUCAAAAAGAUAACACUGGUGAAAUUUGUCGAAAUGUGGGAGACAAAGCUUCCUAGUCCAUUCCCAAUUGAUUUGCUACCGGAACCAAAAGCUUCCAUCCAACUGACCCAUAUUGCUGCUCUCUAUGAAGCAUUGGAAGAUCUGCUCGCUGAUGGCGCAAUCGAAGGUCUACCCAGGCAAUACAACGUGAAAUUGACCAAGGAUACUGAAAAGAUUCUGAAUAGUUUGGUUGAUAACAGAAACAAAUCUUUAAAACUCAAAUUAUUCCUCAAAGCGUUGCGUCGUUUCGUAUUCCGUUAUCUUUCAGCAGAAAAAUUUCUUCCAGAAUCGCACACGCCAUUGCGUUCCUGCUUGAUGGAGCCUUCGUUGUGGUCACCAGAAGAAGCUCCCAGUGCUGAUGUUAUUCCUGGAGAGUUGAGACUGGAGAAUAUCUACGCUAUAAUGAAACAUCUUGAUCAGGAACUAAAAGAACACUCCAGCGCAAGACUAAAUCAAGAAAGUCGUGAAACUGGUCUUGGCAUCAGAAGAAGACCAAAAAGAAGGGUUAUUGCAAAGUUUUCACGUUGAUCAUUUUAUAGAAACGUUAAUCAUUUUAUAGAUUAUGCAACACUUAAGUAAUUGAUUGAAUUUUUAAAUUAGUAUGUGUAGUUGUAGAAUGUAAUGAACUGAAUAUUUUGGUUGGAGAUUUGGUUGGAGGUUUGUGUUUUAUGGGAAAAAGUAUUUUAUUCCCAAAAAGAUGGCGAAACAGAUGAAAUUUUGUCGAAGGAGAAAACCUGCAAUGGGAACCUAAAAUAAACUUAUUAUGUUUUCAAUACGGCCAGUAAUUUGUCAGAAGUUCCCUACGUAAGCCAUUAGUCAAUCGAAAACCUACACACGUCAUUCUCCAAGAAAGUUAACUACAUCCUACAUUGCUGGAAUACCAAACCGUAAACAUUUGCUUGAAAGUCGCUUCACUUAGUGUCAACACAAAAUGUUCGAACCAUGCAGAUAUAUGCAAUCUAAGAAGCCUCUUUAAUUGAAUAUGCAUGCGAACAUGCUUCAUCCUGACCAUAUUUAUUCUGAUUCAAAAAUAUAUUAGUUAUAUAAGAUAUUUUUGAAAAGCCUUUACUAAAGACUGCAUGAAUCGAACUUACACCUAUAAC